This is a messenger RNA of Biomphalaria glabrata, 3029 nucleotides long. Its product is annotated as bcl-2-like protein 2. Gene Ontology annotation, biological process: regulation of apoptotic process; intrinsic apoptotic signaling pathway in response to DNA damage; extrinsic apoptotic signaling pathway in absence of ligand. The transcript is spliced from 2 exons. The coding region runs from base 212 to 838 and encodes 208 amino acids. Gene Ontology annotation, cellular component: mitochondrial outer membrane. The record is from RefSeq and is a predicted model, not a curated record. Lineage: Eukaryota; Metazoa; Mollusca; Gastropoda; Planorbidae. Gene Ontology annotation, molecular function: protein heterodimerization activity; protein homodimerization activity.
UGAAUACUGCCGCUGAAACUAGUUGGCGCUGUUGUGUUGGUCGAAAGCUGCAGUAGAGGACGUAGGCUUGGUUAGAUAGAGAACAAGUGACCUAGAAAUCUUGAUCUAGUCUACAAUUCUACAUACAUCGUUGUUGUUUCAUAUUUUACUAUUCUUCUUGAGGAUAUUCAACAUUUGUCAUCAUUUGAUGAAUUCAUAGAUUUUUUCUGAGAUGGUUUUUGAGAAGAAUGAAACCAAAAUAAAUGAAGUUUCGAGCCUUAAAAAUAAUAGAUCUAAGAAUUUUAUUAUGGAUACCCGUAGUAUUGUUGCGGAUUACAUAAAGUACCGUUUGCAAAACAGUGGAUUUACAUGGGACAAUGAUGGGCGACCGGCAAAUGUUUCGCCCAAUUCGGUGCAAAUUGCAAUGAGGACUUUAGGUGAUGAAUUCGAGGAACGUUUUAGUAGCAGAUUCGACGAUUUAAUUAAUCAAUUAAACAUAAAUGAUGAAAAUGCAUAUGAAACGUACACUGCAAUUGUUAAUGAAAUAUUUUCUGAUAGUAUUAAUUGGGGGCGGAUAGUUGCCCUAUUUGGAUUUUCAGGUCGUUUCGCUGUAAGGUGUUACGAAUUAAAUAAAACACACUUAGUAGACAAUCUUCUAGAAUGGUUAACAACAUAUGUUGAUACUCGUCUAUCGUCCUGGAUGAAUACUCAUAAUAAUUGGCAAGGUUUUAUGGAAUUUCAAUCUGGUAGUGGUGAACAUAAAAUAGACAGUCCUUGGCCAUCAUUUAAAACUCUACUGAGCUGUGCCGCAGCAGUUGGAGCCCUUACCAUUGGAGCUAUAUUAUCUCAGAAAUCCUAAGACAAGAAGGUAUCUUAAAACAUUUUGGCUAAUAAAUUCUGAUGUUUCCCAAUGGAGAUUGACAAUGAUUGAAUUUAGUAAUUCUCUUAAACAUCAGAUAUCAUUGGAUUUCUUGUGGGUUGUGAGUGUGUGAAUACAUCCAUUGUACACAGACAGAACCACUAGUGACAUUUUAACAGUUCACAUAUAGAUUCUAGGUUUUAAAUAAUUACUAGCACACCAGUUAGGCAAUUUUUAUUUUAUUUUACUGUCACGUACACGUUACAUAGUCUAAUUAUUCCAAUUACUGAACUUUGAUAUUAGAAAUAGUAAAAUAGUAAAUUAAUAGAUCUUACUUUUAAAUUAUUAUGUUACAUUAAAUGUUGUUUUUAUUAGUUCAAUUAUGUAUUUUGUAAAUCACUUAAAAUAAUUAAAACACGUGAAGUUGUAUCCUGAUUUGUGUUUUUUUAUUAUGGACAGUAUGGCUAUUAAAACAGAGGUAGAGUAGGGUAGUAAAUGAAGCAUGAUAGCUCAUUUGAUUUGAAACAGUGGUGGUAGAGUGUAGAGCAUGACAGCUCAUUUGAUUUGAAACAGUGGUGGUAGAAUGUAGAGCAUGAUGGCUAAUUAGAAAGUCUGGUGUUGAAACCUGUCAGCACAGAAUCUUUUCAAAAGCCUGAUGUAGCACCAAAAGUCCAUCAGCUCUCUCUAGGAGAGAGAAGUUAAGUACUGUGGUGACCCACAUUGCCAUUAUGAGAUGUGUACAUUCAGGGUCUUGGAUGAAAUAAAGGUAUAUAUAUUUCCUUACUGGUAUGCAGCAUUAAUUUACUUGAAUAUGAGGUUUGGUUAGCUAUUUUAGGAUUUAAAAAACAACACAGGCCAGUAAUAUGUUUUCUUGUCUUUGAAAUGUAAAUAUAUGUAUAUAUAGAGAGAGGAUUUAAGUAAAAUGCAACUUUUAUAUAAAUAUAAUUACAUAGAGAAGCUACUACUAACUUAUAAUUAGGGAAUAUCUAAGUUAUAGCCAUUCAAUGACUAUUGUGAUGCCUAAUUUAACAACAAAAAAAAACCGCUAAAAGUUGAAGAUAUUUCACUUCAUUUGUCAAGUAUUAUUUAUGAUUAUUUGACUAAAACCAAAAAGAAAAUUAAAAAAAAAAGUUUUGGUUACAUAAAUUGGGUAGUAUUUAGUAAUAAUAACUUUGUGAAAUAUGGAAGAUAUUCUGUGAUGGUCUAUUUCCCAGUAUCUCUGUUAUCAGUUCUGUUUUCAUGGUAUCCAAAUGUUGUAUUUUUUCAUCAUGAUUAUUAAUCAUCUACCUCUACAUGUGCACAUACUGCUCAUAGUUAAUAGUUCAAACUAAAAAAAAAAUGUGAUCUAAAUAAUAAAAGUCUAGACAUCUUAUUUAAAUUUUUUUUUUUUCUGUUAUUGUAAAUGGGAUCACUGCUAUCUAUGUCUUUGAUACUGUAACACUAUUUAAAUUUCUAGCAAUACAGUUGAUGUCUUUGAUAGUAGUUGUCUUUGUUUGUUUCUCAUAUAAAACAAUCCGUAGCUGUCUUUUUUAAAGGUAUUGGAUCGCCACAUAUCUUGAUUUUUAUCUAUAAGAAUUACUGGAGUGUGGCAUAUAUUUAUUACGAUAUUAGUAGUUUUGUAGUGACAUUACUAACUACUGAAAAUGUCCAAUGCUAGUUUUUUAGUUUUUCUGUUUCCUGAUUUUGUCUUUAAAACAUAAUUUUAUGGCCAACUAGGAGUUACUGUAUUAUUAUUUAUCGGAUUAGUUCUGUCAAAACAAUAAAUGUUGUUCCAUAUUCUAUUACCUGCAGCUUUGUCAAUAGAUUGGUAUUUAAUUUGAUUUUCAGUCUUUCAAUUGGACCUAAAGUAAAGAUGUAUAUGUAUAUUUUUUGAGUUUUUGGUUUCUUAAGUUGUACAUACAUAUAUGUGUGCAUGUGUGAGUAUAUAUAUAUAUAUAUAUAUAGUGAGUAUGUGAUAAAAGACAUGAAUGUAUAAAGAUGUUUAAAUGUAAAUAUUUUUUUUUUUACAGAUAAUUUUUAAGAGAAAGCGUAUCUUUUAAUUCAUUUUUUUAGGUGUAUUUUUUUAACCUCAUUUAAUUAAUAAUAAAUAGGUUUAUAAUGUUAGUUCUCAGUGUUUGUACUUGUAAUAAUUUGUAAUAUUGCUCUGUCUUUAGGUGUACAUAUGUUUUAUUAAAUGUAAAUAUUUAUCAGA